Molecule: messenger RNA, 1374 nt
Organism: Anopheles coluzzii
Lineage: Eukaryota; Metazoa; Arthropoda; Insecta; Diptera; Culicidae
Product: inosine-uridine preferring nucleoside hydrolase-like
Exons: 2
Coding region: 271-1212 (313 amino acids)
Molecular function (GO): hydrolase activity, hydrolyzing N-glycosyl compounds
Source: RefSeq, a predicted model, not a curated record
AAGUGAACCGUUGUUUUGGUUGUUAUCAGCUUGCGUACAAUAACAAAAUCGAGAGCACGGAAUAAAUCUUGUUUGCUCAGGGUCAACUUCACAACACGCCGGUUGGUCUAAUUUGCUCAUUUUGAUAACAACGAAUCAGUCACCGGACGUGCGAGCGCUUAUCAAAGAUAGGACAGCAGAGAGAGAGGACAUUUGCGUUUUUUGGGGGCCCUUUCAGUUCGUUACGGUUGCUUGAGCAGAGUUAGAGACCGACAGAGCAGAGCAGUAAACAUGGCCGCACCAAGGAAGGUAAUUAUCGAUCUGGAUGUCGGUACGGACGACGCAUGGGCGCUGUGGAUGCUGCUGCAGUGUGAGAAGACGUACGGCUACGAGGUGAUCGCCAUCACGUGCGUGAACGGCAAUACGGGCGUGGAGAAUGUGGUGGAAAACACGCUCACCGUGCUGUCCGCGAUGGGCCGUACGGAUGUGCCCGUGUACAGGGGUGCCCACGAACCGCUGGUCCAUCCGCGGGGAACGAAAUACGACGGGAACUUCCACGGCAAGAAUGGGCUCGGUGAUAUCGACUUCGGGAUCGAGGUUAACCGCACUCCCCUGCAAGAGGAACACGCGGUCACUGCCAUCCAGCGUCUGCUGAACGCGCACAAAGGAAGCAUCGAUUUGAUCUUUAUAGGUCCGCUGACGAAUUUGGCACUGGCCAUGAAGCUACGGCCGGGGCUGCUGAAGCAGGCGAGCCAUCUCUACAUCAUGGGCGGCAACCGGCACGGAGUCGGCAAUAUCACGUGGUCGGCCGAGUUCAACUUCCACACCGAUCCGGAGGCGGCCCAUAUUGUGCUGCAGAGCGAUUGCUGCCCGAUCUCGAUCGUACCGUGGGAGACGUGCCAGCGGCACGCCGUUCCGCUGGCCUGGCGCAUGGAGGAGCUGGGUGCGGAUGAAACCAAACCGAUGCUGCGGAUUCUGAACGCAGUGGAGCGCAAAGUUUACGGCCAGCGGCCAAACUGGAUGCCGUGCGAUGCGUACCUGGUGGCGGCGUUCAUUCAACCGGACUGUGUGCUGAAGGCCCACAGCUAUACGGUUGACGUGGAGCUGCACGGUGCGCUUACCCGCGGUCAGAUGGUGCUGGAUCACCGCGGUGCGGGCGCGGGCCACGUGCGCAUCAUCGACGAUAUUGAUGAGGGCAAGUUUAAGGAGCUGUGCUGGAAGACGGUCGCCUGAAGCGGCUGGAAUUGGCAGGAGAUACCGAACAAGUGUGCCUUAUCUAGAUGGUUUGUUUGAUUUUACAUUUAUUUGAUUGCUUUUACAUACUGUUAAACGAUCUUUACGAUGACAAUAAAACAACGGCGGUUGUUUCAAUAAAUGAACAAAAUAUUAUUACAA